This is a messenger RNA of Colletotrichum higginsianum IMI 349063, 1128 nucleotides long. Its product is annotated as Histone acetylase complex subunit. The coding region runs from base 1 to 1128 and encodes 375 amino acids. Lineage: Eukaryota; Fungi; Ascomycota; Sordariomycetes; Glomerellales; Glomerellaceae. The transcript has a single exon. The record is from RefSeq and is a predicted model, not a curated record.
AUGCCUCGUUUUGACUCUCCAGACUACGAGCGGGAAGCAGAACUGCCCAGAUUCAACUACGAGCCAUUCGACGGUUACGUGGCUCCGCUGUCAGCAUCGCGCUCAGGGUUGAUACCAGAACACUACAUCCACCAUUCUUCCAUGUCUGCGGCCCUUGGCCAUGAGCAAAGGAACCAGCAUGCUCAAGAGGACAGCUUCGGAACUCAUGAAUCAUACGAAGGCCUGCCAUCGUAUUACCUCAACGACAACGGGGACAAUUAUUACGAUGAUGAAGGAGCGGAUGACGACGAUUUCGAGGACAACGAGUGGGCCGAGUACGCCUAUGAGGACGCUGACCGGUGUGGCCUUGUCGACAACUCGUACGGUCCUCAUGAUUACGAGGCCGACUAUACUAGCGACUUCAAGAACGAGGAGUACAUCGGCGUGGCGGGAUAUCUUGACGAUGAUCAACACCCAAGAGAGCAUUACUACGGCAACAACGAAGAUGGGGCUGGCUAUCAAGACAACGAAGAAUCAGAAGAACCCCGUGACGACAUCGACUGGGCAGCCCUAGUCCACCCAAGCUUAUACGGCAAUCGGCUCUCAAGCCCUGACUCUGACAAUUCAACUGGCAGUCGCUUAUCUCGUGAGGAGAUUGAGAGACGACACAAUGCUUUCCACCCGCAGUGGAAUCAGGUAAACUGGCAAGCGCCCGCCAGGAACCCUCCGUCAACCUCCAUUUCGCCCAGGGCCAGCAAUCAACCAAGCCGCAACAGAUCUCACAGCGUCAUCAGCAUAUCAAGCUCUGAGGACGAUAAGAGCGAAUCCAGCAUUGAGCUUCUCGGCGUCUCACGCGUCAAGUUUAGCAACGACGCUAGCCGUUGCAAGGAUGAUAGACAGGGGCAGGAUUCUGAGCAAAGGGAAAAGGACCAGGUCAGCUUCAAGCACCGAUCUGCUCUUGUGCUACACCCUCAGGAUCGAGAGAGUGCUGGCAGCAGUAGAGGCUACGGGCACAUGCCUAUAGCAGUGGACUUGACUGAGGAGCAUGUGCGAGAGAACAUUGUCCAGGAAAACAACAAACGGAAGCGGGAGAACAGUAUUGAGUUCCUCUUUGCGUUCCGACGCAACGUGCGGCCUAGGCAGCAUUAA